CAGCCGCUCCAGGCCAUAAUUAUGCAAGCUUGCGUAGUAGGGUGGAGUCCUCUCACCAGGAUUGUUUGUUGGAAGAGUGAGCUAUCAUGCAGACUCUUGUUUGCAGGAGCACUCUGCUAUGCAGUUACAUUGCCUUGCCCUUUAUGGUUGGUGGAAAGGAGAGUUGUCUGACUUUUCACAACAUGUCCAGUCCUCCCAGUUCAGGUACCACAGUUUUCCUUGGUCUCUGGACUGGACUGUGUCUGAUCGCUACUUCUUUCUCCCCACUGACAAGACCCUAGCCACAUACAUCUGGAUAGACGCUACUGGACAGCAAAUGCGUUCAUACAUUUUACGUUGGAUGAGGUGCAUUUGGAUGUAAGUUGACUUGUUUCUAAAUGGGGUGUAUUCCACCUUGGUCUGCUCCUGCAUAUGAGCUGUAUAUACCAGUUUUAUGUACACCUUAGCCUUUUGAGCCCUUUUGAGUACUGUAUGCUGAGCUGCAAACACUGUGCAUAAAGAAAUGGAUUGCUUCCUACAUUUUUGUACAGGG
Messenger RNA from Geodia barretti, 532 nucleotides. Lineage: Eukaryota; Metazoa; Porifera; Demospongiae; Tetractinellida; Geodiidae. The record is from the annotation of a GenBank genome assembly.